This is a messenger RNA of Entrophospora candida, 1422 nucleotides long. The record is from the annotation of a GenBank genome assembly. NCBI's taxonomy places the organism in Eukaryota, Fungi, Glomeromycota, Glomeromycetes, Entrophosporales, Entrophosporaceae.
GAUCCAACAGUAACAGCACAACAAGUGUUUGAUAAAUACAUUCAAAGUUUAGUUGACAUUACAAGAAUCAGAAACAUUAAUUUUGAUGUUGCACAGCGUGUUCAGAAUCUCUACAAAAAGUUAAUUAAAACUGAAUGCUUGAAAAUCAUUGGAGAUACUCUGCUGGAAAUAGUGAAAGAAAAUGCAAAAGAAAAAAAAACUAGUCAAACCAGAGAAUAUUUCCAAAGUGCAAUAACCAAUGAUAUAGAAAAUCGAAGAACUGCUGGAUACGCUAAUACCUAUGUAAAGUUUGCAUUAUUGCCAAUGUUAUUGACAUAUUUUAUAGAACCAGAAACCAUGAACAGUGAACAAGGCACAUCCAUACAGAAAAAACGAGAUGGUGUAACACCUUCUAAGUGGAUGACAGAAGCUCUUUUGGAAGAGGGUGAAAUUUGUGAUGAUUUUAAAGAGACCAUACAAGAUAUCCGAGAAUACGACUUGAUUAUAAAAAAUACAAUUGUUCGUUUAAACAUGGAAGAGUGGUGUCAAAAAUCUAAAUACAUCGAGGAAAUUCACAAGCAAGAUCUGUUGCGCUAUAACAUAAUAGACUCUAUCAGUUCGUCAGCAACAGAGGCACAAGUUCUUUUUAAAGAUAUUUGGAACAUUAUGAUUGAUGCUAUGGAAGUUGUAACUUCGGAUUCAACAACAAAAGAUGUAGAAGAUGAUAAGAUAAAAGAUUAUGCCAAGUUUCUUUUUAAGAAUGUGAAUUCUCUUGAAAAGUUACGAGAAACAAUUAAGUCAAAUCAUUCUGCAUUGAGAACAGAUGGUAAUGCUAGAUGGAAGAGGCAAGUUCUAAAUAUAUCAAAGAUUUUUCAUGAUCAAUUUGAAAAUGGAAAGAAUUCCUUCAAAGAUGAACAAACAGAAUAUCAAUACAUUAUCAACUUUAUUUCCCGGGUCUACAAAAUUCUAUUUAAGGAUCUUCAAUAUUUGGGUUUCGAUUGGGGUGAAAAGGCAUUGAGAUGUUCUGCGAUUCUAUUAAAUAAAUCCCUGCAAGAUAAUGAUCACCAUAACACCGGAAGCAAGAUUGACACUAUAAUUAAAUUGAUGGAGUUGAAUCUUGAGUUUUCUGUCACGGAGAAUGACAUAUCAUGGGAAUUUCCAAGAAUUUCGCAAGAUCAAAGUAUAUGGUGUACAAAUCUACAUUUAUCCAUACCUUUCUCCAGGAUUUAUUAUUUCAAGCAAGAAUUCAUGUUUGAGUGCCCAAUAAUUACUUUACUUGCUUUUAAAACAUUACCGAAAUUCUUGUAUAACUUAUGGAAAUUACAUGAUAUUAUUUCCUCAAGUGCAGAAAGCAUCAUUUCAUAUAUUGAAAGCACAGAAGAAUCAGAUGAUAACAGUGAACUUGAUCAAGUGAUUGUCUCACCAAAGAAACAAAAAAGAUAG